Molecule: messenger RNA, 10839 nt
Organism: Danio aesculapii
Lineage: Eukaryota; Metazoa; Chordata; Actinopteri; Cypriniformes; Danionidae
Gene: cdc42bpab
Product: CDC42 binding protein kinase alpha (DMPK-like) b
Exons: 40
Coding region: 798-6179 (1793 amino acids)
Biological process (GO): peptidyl-threonine phosphorylation; actomyosin structure organization
Cellular component (GO): actomyosin; cytoskeleton; cytoplasm
Molecular function (GO): ATP binding; protein serine/threonine kinase activity
Source: RefSeq, a predicted model, not a curated record
CCCGAAGGUCAGCGAAUAAUUGGUGGAAAAUUUGCUAACUGCUUUAGUACACACUACUCGAGCUGUUUUCCUCCAGCAUAUCCCUCAGUCCGUUCCCGUCAGCAGAUGCCGUGCCGGUCGCCAUGAUGAUGUCGGUUUUUGCCUGCAGCAGCAGCAGCGAGCAGUGAGAGAGACACACACACACACACACAGACACACGGUGACCGGGAGCAGCGGCGGCAGAGAGUCCUCCACGCACCGACAUGACCGAGGAGGACGCACAUUUCCAGCCCCUCGCCUCGACAAGUGCAUAACAGUCUCCGAAAGCAAGACUUGCUCCCUCCGCCAGCGUUUUGUAUCCAAGAAGAGAGGAAUUUAAAGGAAAAAACAGCUUGCUAAGGCUUUCGCAGUCCUGCCAGAGGAGGGGCAUAUGGGGCUUUGUAGCAAUGCAGAUCCCGUGCUGCUGAUGCGCUUUUGUUACUGCAUAAUGGAUAACCACAGAUAUCACCAUAUCUCAGGGGAUUGCUUUAAACUUCUUUGGUGACUUCUUUUGUGCAAAGUGUCCUUCAAAGGAGACGCUGCAGUCGGGAAUACAUAAGCCUAGGUUAUAUACGUCAAAUCCACCGGCCAGGGCAGGGUCGAUGGCUGUAAGUUCUCUGCACCUACGGACUGCGAAUUCAUGAUGUUGUGGAUUGAUAUAUGGAGGAAUCCUUGCGAGAGGGACCAUGAUUGACUCCUUAUAAUUUUGAGUCAUUAAGCUUUAUUUUGCAAAGAGCAAAUACUGAGCAUACUGUGAGGCAUCAGCACCAUUUGAAACCAUGUCUGUGGAGGUGCGUUUAAAGAAGCUGGAGAAACUGAUUAUGGAUGGCCCGUCUCAGUCCAGCGGCCAGUGCUUCAGCAUGGAGACCUUGUUGGAUAUCUUAGUUUGCCUGUACGACGAGUGCAGCAGUUCUCCCAUCAGAAGAGAGAAAAACGUCCUGGAGUUUCUAGACUGGGCCAAACCUUUCACAUCAAAGGUCAAACAGAUGCGCUUACACAAGGAGGAUUUUGAGAUCCUGAAGGUGAUUGGACGGGGAGCUUUUGGAGAGGUUGCAGUAGUAAAAGUGAAAAACACAGACAAAGUAUUUGCCAUGAAGAUUCUCAACAAAUGGGAAAUGCUCAAAAGGGCUGAGACGGCAUGUUUUCGGGAGGAGCGGGACGUGCUGGUGAACGGGGACUGUCAGUGGAUCACAACAUUACACUAUGCUUUCCAGGACGAGAACAACUUGUACCUGGUGAUGGACUACUAUGUAGGGGGAGAUCUGUUGACUCUGCUUAGUAAGUUUGAAGAUCGUUUGCCUGAAGACAUGGCCAAGUUCUAUCUGGCCGAGAUGGUCUUGGCUAUUGACUCUGUGCAUCAACUACAUUAUGUUCACAGAGAUAUCAAACCAGACAAUAUACUGAUGGACAUGAAUGGUCACAUCCGGCUGGCUGACUUUGGCUCCUGCCUCAAACUCAUGGAAGACGGGACAGUCCAGUCCUCUGUAGCAGUUGGGACCCCGGACUACAUCUCACCAGAGAUCCUGCAGGCUAUGGAGGACGGGAAGGGAAAGUACGGGCCCGAGUGUGACUGGUGGUCUUUGGGGGUCUGCAUGUAUGAGAUGCUGUAUGGAGAGACGCCUUUUUAUGCUGAAUCCCUGGUGGAGACAUAUGGAAAGAUCAUGAACCAUAAGGAGCGCUUCCAGUUCCCUCUUCAAGUGACGGAUGUGUCCGAGGAUGCUAAAGAUCUUGUUCGGCGGCUGAUCUGCAGUAGAGAACACCGGCUGGGCCAGAACGGUAUCGAAGACUUUAAGCAGCACCCCUUUUUCACAGGCAUCGACUGGGACAACAUCCGCACAUGUGAAGCCCCCUACAUCCCUGAAGUCAGCAGUCCCACUGACACCUCCAACUUUGACGUGGAUGACGAUUGCCUCAAAAACUGUGAAACUUUGCCUCCACCUUCACACACAACAUUUUCUGGACACCACCUCCCAUUCGUAGGCUUCACCUACACAAGUAAAUGCACACUGUCAGAUCGAGGGUGUUUGCGGGAAUCGGUCGGACCUGCACAGGUGGAUGCUCAUGUUCAGCGUAGCCUGGAGGAGAGUCUGGCCUCUGAAGCCUAUGAGAGGAGGAUCCGACGGUUAGAGCAGGAGAAAACCGAACUUACCCGUAAACUACAGGAGUCUACACAAACAGUGCAAGCACUGCAAUACCCUGAUUCAGACGCCCCGGUUAAUGCUAAUAAAGAAGUGGAGAUCCGAAGUUUAAAGAGUGAGAUCGACAUCCUGAAAAAACAGAUAGCAGACUCUGGUCAGAUUGAGCAGCAGUUGGAGGACGCCAGCACAGCCCGAAGAGACCUGGAAGACUCUUCUAAGGUCGUCAGGAGCUUAGAGAAACAGUUGAAGAGUGUCACACAAGAGAAAGAUGAUCUGCAUAAGGAGCUUGUGGGUUUGACAGAGAAGGUGAAGGCUCAGGGGAAGGAGCUAAAGGAUGCUCACAGUCAAAAGAAGAUGGCCAUAAAGGAGUUCACUGAGCUGAACGAACAGCUGAGCGAUGUUCGCUCACAAAAGCAGCGCCUCAGCCGACAGUUCAAAGACAAGGAAGAGGAGAUGGAAGGAGUGUCACAAAAACUGGAGGCUCUACGGCUGGAGAUACGCAAGGCUGAGAGAAUGCGCAAAGAGUUGGAGGCCCAGGCUGAGGAACAUGCAGCAGAAGCUCAGAAGGAGAGGAAGGUUCGAGAAAGAACAGAACAGUACAGCAAACAACUAGAGGAGGAGCUCGAGGGCAUGAAGCAUUUGAAGCAGGCUGGGCCUCCUCACGCAGCUGCGAGCUCAGACCAGCAGCAGGAGCUGAUGCGUGUUCGGGCCGAGCUGGAGAAGAAGAGCGUGCAGUAUGAGGAGGAGAUGUGUCGCAGAGAGAUGCUUCACAGCAGUGAGAUGAAGAACCUCCAGAAAGAGCUACGAGACGCCGAGGGUCAACACCUCACCCAUCAGAAAGACAUACACGUGCUUAAAGACAAACUGGAGAAAACCCGCAGAGAAAGUCAAAUCGAGCGAGAAGAGUUUGAGAGAGAGUACAAGCAGAAGUAUGAGAGGGAAAAAGCCCAUCUGACAGACGAAAACAAGAAGCUGAGUGCCGAAGUGGAGAAGUUGAACGGUCAGUUUGAGCAGCUGAGCAGCAGUCACCGGCAGCUGGAGGAGGAGAUGAGAGAACUGGCUGAUAAGAAGGAGAGUGUUGCCCACUGGGAGGCCCAGAUCACCGAGAUCAUUCAGUGGGUGAGUGAUGAGAAGGAUGCCCGUGGUUACCUUCAAGCUCUGGCCACUAAAAUGACAGAGGAGCUGGAAGGGCUUAGAAACACCAGUUUGGGAGCCAGAGGAACGGACAUGCCGUGGAAGAUGAGGCGCUUCGCUAAGCUGGACAUGUCUGCGCGUCUGGAGCUGCAGUCGGCGCUGGAUACUGAGAUCAGAGCCAAACAGUCCAUCCAGGACGAGCUUAACAAAGUCAAAGCAACCAACAUCGCCACAGAAUGCAAAUUGCAAGAAUCCGAAAGUAGAAACCAGGAGCUGCUGGGAGAAAUCGAGAGACUGAGGAAGGAGACAGAGGAGCUGAGGCUGAGGAGAGGCGUGAAGCACCAGGAUUCCCAGAAUUCCUUCUUGGCUUUCCUCAAUGCGCCCACUUCUGCACUGGAUCAAUUUGAUCGCUCACCCUCUUUUGGUCCCGGAAGCAAAACCAGACGUCUUGACUCUGCAGAUUUCACCCCUUCCAACACUCCAUCCAGAGAUGAAGACGCAAGAUCUCGCCGUAUUUCACGCUCACGCUCGCCGUCCACCGCCAGUGACAUGGAGCCUAUCGAGUUGAUUGACCACACGUCACGUAGUCUUCAGACGCCAACAGGCAGAUCAGGCUACGGGAGCUUGGGACACUCAUCACCUAAGCCCAAGGCACACCAGUUUAGUGUGAAGUCCUUCAAUGUUCCCACUAAAUGUAACCAGUGCACCUCACUCAUGGUGGGACUCAUCCGUCAGGGCUGCACAUGCGAAGCCUGCAGCUUCUCCUGUCACGUCACCUGUGCUGAUAAAGCCCCUUCUGUGUGCCCUGUUGCACCAGACCAAACCAGGGGCAAACUAGGCAUCGACACUCAGAGAGGCAUCGGGACUGCAUAUGAGGGGCAUCUAAGGGUGCCGAAGCCCACUGGGGUGAAGAAGGGUUGGCAGAGGGUCUGGGCAGUGGUUUGUGACUUCAAACUCUUCCUGUAUGAGCUUGGAGAAGGGAAAGGUGCUCAGCCUGGUGUUGUUGUGAACCAGGUCAUUGACAUGAGGGAUGAAGAGUUUUCCGCCAGCUCAGUUCUGGAGUCUGAUGUCAUCCAUGCUAAUAAGAAGGAUAUACCCUGCAUUUUUAGGGUUACAGCAUCUCAGCUGUCCGCCUCCUCCAGUCAGAAGACGUGUAUUCUGAUCCUGGCUGACAACGAGCAAGAGAGGACGAAGUGGGUGUGCGCUCUGAACGAACUGCAUCGCAUCCUGAGGAAAAACAAGCUGAAGGAGCGUUUCGUCUAUCUGCCUAAAGAAGCCUACGACAGCACACUUCCUCUCAUCAAAACCACCCAAACUGCUGCUAUUAUAGAUCAUGAACGCGUUGCUUUGGGGAAUGAGGAGGGCCUGUUUGUCAUCCAUGUCACCAAAGAUGAAAUCAUUCGUGUGGGUGAUGUCAAGAAGGUGCAUCAUGUAGAAUUGAUGCCCACGGAGCACAUACUGGCCGUCAUCUCGGGCAGGAACCGACAAGUGUGUCUGGUGUCCAUGGCGGGGCUCGACGGGAGGGAAAUUGACAAGAACAAGGUGGCAGAUACUAAAAACUGCCAGUUGCUGGUGUCCGGUGUGGUUCGCAAUGUCACCUGCUUCUGCCUCGCCAUUAAACGCCAGAUCUCAUGCUUCGAAAUUAACAAGAGCAAGUCUCGACACUCCCAUCUCGUGGACAUACAAGCUCCAGGAACUGUCCAAUGGAUGGCGCUGUUCAACCAGCAGUUGUGUAUAGGCUACCCAUCAGGCUUCAUGCGCUACAGUUUGUAUGGAGAAACACCUCCGGCCAGCUUACUCCAUCCAGAUGACCCCACACUGGGAUUUAUUAAGACAGACAACCUGGAUGCCCUUUGUGCUGUGGAAAUCUCCAAUAAGGAACUGCUGCUCUGCUUCAGCAAAAUAGCAGUGUAUGUGGACACACAUGGCAGACGCUCACGCCAGCAGGAGCUGAUGUGGCCCGCGACGCCCACCGCCUGCUGCUAUAACGCCCCCUACCUGUCGGUCUACAGUGAAAACGCAGUGGAUGUGUUUGAUGUGAACUCUACGGAAUGGAUUCAGACCAUUCCUCUCAAAAAGGUCCGGCCAUUAAACAUGGAUGGCUCUUUAAAUCUCCUGGGCCUAGAAACGGUCAGACUCAUAUACUUCAGAAACAAGACCGCAGAGGGGGAUGAACUGGUGGUGCCUGAGGUGUGUGAUAACAGCAGAAAACAGAUGGUGCGAAGCAUGAGCAACAAGAGACGAUUCUCAUUUCGUAUUCCUGAGGAGGAGAGACUGCAGCAGAGGAGAGAAAUGUUGAAAGAUCCUGAGAGGAGGAACAAGUUGAUCUCAAAUCCUACAAAUUUUAACCAUGUGGCUCAUAUGGGGCCUGGAGAUGGCAUGCAGAUACUCAGAGACCUGCCAAUGAAUGUACGUGCUCAGGACAACCGUGCUGGAUUCAGCGGCUCCGUCAGCAUCCCCUCCAUUACAAAAAACAGAGCAGAACCAGGCCGAUCCAUGAGCGCAAGCAGUGGCCUGGGAAUGCGUUCGUCCUCUCAGAACGGCAGUGCUCUAAGGAGGGAGCUGUCCAGCGGCAGCUACAGCUCUAAACGGCAGACCAUGACUUCACCCUCGGAGAGCUCACUGUCAUCAGGAGGAGGAAUGGAUGUGGGGGAAGCGCCACUCUCUCAGUUUGACAGAGAGUGGCAGGCAGUAUCGCCCUCGGAGAAGACCCCUGAUCUGAAAAGGGCUUUAAGGACCCUGCUUAGUAAGAUGAAGGACUCUGAUUCGCCGCGGCACUCCACUGCCUCCAACAGCUCCACCUUCAGCAGCCCGCCGAGCCCCGCCUCCCCGCACAAGACAAAGUCCCUCUCAUUGGAGAGCACAGACCGCACCGCCUGGGACACAUGAUGGACUCAACGGUGAGCCAAUCACAACAAACUCUUGAGUCUGCCUUUCACAGUGCUCCGCCCCCCUUCCAUACAGCUGCACUGCAGGCCCCUCCCACUUAAUUUGCAUAAAGGCUCACCACUGGAGAACAUCCCAAGGAGAAACCAUCCCAACGUUGAAUGGGUUUGCUAAAGUUUUACCACUUCAGAUUUGGAAGAAAAGCUGGCGGAUUUUAUCGUGACUGGUGUUUGUAUAUAGACUGGGUUAAGGGUGAACUUUUAUUUAUUUAUCAUUCAGCCAUUUCAAGGUGGAAAAAUACCCUCACGUUCCUCACUCUGCUCUGGACCGUACUGGAUUGACGAUUCCAUUAUAGGAUCCCACUAAUUAACCUGGAAAAACAAACGCAAUGAUGUAUAUUUUUUAUUUGCUUUUAAAAGUGAUGUGUGCCGUGAUUCCUUUGUUACUUCAGCUAAACGGAUGAGAGCUCCAUCUGUUGCUUUCUGUCCUAGAUUUGUAGGAAUUUAUAGAGGCUUUCAGACAUCUUGGAAUCUCUUUCGUCACUUGCCGCCAGUCUCCAUAUAAUCCAAACCUUCCGUCAACCAACAUGACCUGUGAAAACGCACAUCACAGUAAUGUAUAUAGGUCAAAAGUAUAGUAUAAUAUAUAAUAAGGAAAUACUGAAGAGAUAAACUAUGUGGGAAAAAACGAAAUCUCAUCGCUUUUAUUUUGAAGAAAUUAUUUUAAUAUACUCACGCCAAGACCAUUUAAAAAGCUUUAGUUGUGUUAGACUUUUAUUUUGGUUUAUGAGACAAUACUGCCUUGUGUAUUUUGUGUUUAUUUUAUUUUAAUAACAGAAAUUGUACGAUUUUUGUGAGACGCAGGCCAAGCUGUCGUACUACAAGUGUGCUUUAACUAUGAAAUCUACAUUAUGCCUCACAUGCGUUGACCGAAACUGUACAAUCAUCUGCACACAGUUGCAUACAAAUAUCACAUUUCUGCAAUCUGGAACAAUUUGCUCCCAAUUGUGGAACUCGUCCAACAUGUACUCUGAGUAAUUUGAGAUUUGCAGACAGACAAAAGACAUUUGCUUUUGUUCCUGGAUGGUUUCAUCUAAUGUUGCGGUAAGAGAAGCUGCAAGCGCACAGUUCACCCACAUAAUUUGGCUCUUUCUGCUCUUGAGAAAAACAUAGAGGAGUAUUUUCAGUCAUUUUAUCCCAUUAAGUGUUAAAACAUUCACCACUGGUAUUAAAUGUAAGGUUAAAACAUUAAACUAUAUUACAUGAAUCUGCUUUCACAACGCCAGUAUGUAUUUUUCAUGAUGUAGUCGUUCAAUUGAUUUGUGGUGCUUCAUUUAUUCCGUUCAAGGAAAAUGUUUUAAAACCUUUCAGAAAUCACACGUCUAAUAAGUGACACAGGGGGAACUUUGUUUCUGUAAUUAGUUUGAUUUAAUCAAGAGUUGCAAAAGAAAGCAAGUCUCUUCAUGUACGGAUCUGUUUGUUCCUCACUGCUUUAUUUGAUUUAUUUUUAUGCCAAAUUCCCAUCUAUUUAUAUCACAAAAGGGCUUUGCACACUUGAUAUACUUGAUGGAUCAUUUUAAGCCCCUGGUAAACACAAUCCUGGGUUAUGUCACUUUGUUUCACAAUGUUCAGAAUUUCAAAAAUUCAACAAAACAAACCAAAAAAGUUUUCAAAAUUUGUUACUACAAAUGGUAAUUGGUAAACGUGUGGUCAUCAGUCCAUCAAAAACAUGAUUACUACACGUCUGCUAUUGACCUUAUUCUUCAAUGCGGAAGUGCGCUCGUUUUUGCGAUUGUUUUAGAACUUCCGAUUCAGUUGCCUAUGGGAGAAAUGACUAGUAAUAAUAAACGGUUUGCUCUACAAACAAGUGUUUGCAUGACUAUGCAGACAAAGUAGAAUAAUAUAACAAGAAGAUAUCAGUUUGCAACAACUUAAAAACGAGCUGUUUUUAACGUCUAAAUGUGAAUGGAAGUGAAUAAGACUGGAAGUCUCGAACCAAAAAGAUUCAAAUGGCUGCGCCCGCUCGUACACGGAUAAUUAGGUGAAUAUAAAAUUAUGGUUCAUUUUGGUAGGUGUUUAACUUAGGUUAACAAUUAAUCCUGGGUUUUAUUUCAUAAUACAUGUUUUUAAACCAGAAGUUUGACCUUGCUUGCAUCUUCGCUGUGAUUGGACGAGCGUGGCUCACAGUGAUGCCAGAUUGGGGGGUUUUGAAUUUGAUUGCGCAAUAAAAAAUGCAUUGGUGGGUUGACAAAAUUUGGGUGGUUUUGAAACAAAUUUUAUAUGCAACAUAUUUAACAAAACAUAACUGUGCUCGGAGGCAAGGCAGUGGUGCAGUAGGUAGUGCUGUCGCCUCACAGCAAGAAGGUCGCUGGUUCGAGCCUCGGCUGGGUCAGUUGGCAUUUCUGUGUGGAGUUUGCAUGUUCUCCCUGCCUUUGUGUGGGUUUCCUCCAGGUGCUCUGGUUUCCCCCACAGUCCAAAGACAAGUGGUACAGGUGAAUUGGGUAAGCUAAACUGUCUGUAGUGUACGAGUGUUGUAGAGUGUGUUUGGAUGUUUCCCAGAGAUGGGUUGUGGCUGGAAGGGCAUCCGCUGCGUAAAACAUGUGCUGGAUGAGUUGGCGGUUCAUUCCGCUUUGGCGACCCCGGAUUAGUAAAAGGACUAAGCUGAAAAGAAAACGAAUGAAUGAGUGUGCACAUUCAGUAAGUAGUGACCAUUGCAUAAUGCAAACCAUGUGGGCCCAUCCGCAAGAGGAGGGGAAGGAAAGCUGUAUUAAAAUAUGACUUCCUGGACAAAUUUGAGUCCUCUUUGCCUGCAUGCUCAUCAUGCAGCAACUGCAGUUAAACUCAGCAGUUUAUCAUGGCACUUUUAUCAAUCUGUUUUUCCGCAAUGGGCUAUAUGCACACAUACUUCUAAUUUCAGCCAGCCAGCCUCAGCGCUUUCGGUGAACUGUAUUUCCAUUAUUAAAUUGCCACCUUUAAGGUCUGAUUUUUAAAACAAUUACUGCUCUUCACUGCAUUUUCCCCUGCCAUGUCUUUAAAAUAUGACAGUUUAUAUUACCCCAGUAUUUUCAAUGGAGUUUCUGCGCUAGCCUGCUGAUCCUGAUGGCACUAGAGGUUACAGUCUUUCUUCUCGUUUUACGCUUGAACAACUAAAUGAAUGCUGAAGUCUGUCUAACUGAUUGUAUUAUAAUUACAUUACAACGUCAUUACUGUAAAAGGAAUAUUCUGAAAUCAAAAAUAGUCACAUUAACCUUUCACCAGAAGUGUAUCCUUGGCUGAAAAAACACUAGCCGUGCAUAUACCCCAUUGACAGCAAGAACAAACAUAGAAGCAUUGUCUGAUUGACGAGAAGCACAUAAUUAUGUUCAGAAAAAUUUAAAACACCAGUAAAACAUACUCUUAUAGGAAGUGUAAUCUACACAACAUUAUGGGGUGAGAGGGGGCAGUGUUUCGAUGUGACCUGGUGUUCUGUCGAUUUUUCCUACCUUUCAGGUGAUUGUCCUACCUCUCAUUCAAAAAGUAGCACAUUUUGAUGAUGCAAUAUGCUACCCAUCAGAUUUACCAGUGUGAAUUGUAAUGUGGAUUAGUGUGGUAUGAAGCUGUAAUAUCGCCCUAACCUACCUAAUCCCUAACUCCAACCUCAAUCAUUCAAAUACAGUGUAGCCUAAUCUGAUGCGUAGGAUGACACGUCAGGACACGUGUUAUGUUGUGUUUCUGUGACUGCUGUUGUUGGUUGCUGUAUGGUUAAAAUGAAUUGAAAUUAAAUAAAAUAUGAAUCUAAUAUUUGGGCGGAUUUUGGACAACUUUUGGGUUGGAAAAAGUCAGCUAUAUCUGGCAACACUGGCGGCGCUCCAUUUGUUUACGCUUCAUCCUCACAUUAUUUAUGACGAGUCUGUAAUGUAACUAUCAAGUUUCACCUGAAAGCACUUCUCGCCUUAUUGAGGUAAGAAUAAAACGACUUUUUUUUUUUACUCAAAUCGUAACUUUGUCUGUCACCAUUUAACAGUUUAAGUUGGUCAAAUGCUGAAAUAACCGUUUUUGUUGCUGUCAAAACUCAUUCCGAGGUAACUUAACGUUAUGAAACCGUCACUUGCUAAACAGCCAGCCGUUACAUUUGAACAGUUUCGUUUCACCCUGCACAUUUAGGGCUCACAUUGCAGGGUUAACAGUGCAAAACGUAAUUAUAGACCUCUUUCUAAAUUACAGGUGUGAAAUGUUAGUUUAUCCGCUGUAAACAUUGCGAGAUAAUCGCUGAAUUAGUCUUUUUUGCUCCAAAAGCUAAACAGAUUAGCUCAAUGUGCUAUCAUUCUAUAUAAGCUAACAUUACAGUAAAGCAGUACAUUUCGACAUAAACCUGAAAUUAAAUGUGCCUGCAGUCUCUUACAUGUUCAAUAUGUUCUCAUUCCCAGUUCAUUUAAUCAGGAUAUUUGCGUUGAAAUAAUUUGUACUGUUUUGCAUGUCAAAUGUUCCUCCCCAUAUGGUUGUAUUGUUUCUCACUCACUUGAAAACUGUAUCACUUCAAGCAAAGGGGAUUGGUUUUGCACAGCUGUAUUUUGAGGUGGAAGUUCAAUCAGACUGGAUAAACUGGCCACUAUGCAGUUCUGGAGACGUUAUAUUAAGCUGACGCUGAUGUAAUUGAAUAAACGGAGGGAAAUGACACACAUUAA